ACUGGUUGCUAAAUAAACAUUGCAAUGACAUGAUCAUUGGAUGUCAUGUUGCCAGUGAUAUGAUCAUGUCAUUGCAUAGCGCUUUAUACACUAGACAUACCUGUAUGACAUUUGAGAAUCCAACGACAGUCUAAAAUCUGGGCAAUUCAAGACCUUUUAUAAUAAUGGCUGCUGCUGUUGAUGGUUGGAAAAGAAGCGGUCUUAUCCGGGGUCGUGGUAUCCCAGCACCCUCUGGCCAGCACCCUGUUGGCUGUGCUCACCUCAUGCAUAAGUUUGAGGAUGACACGGACACUCUGUUAGUGCGACUGUUCUACCCCUGUCAGGAGGGAGGAAGGAGGUGUCGGUACACACAGUGGACACCACAUAAGCGAUACAUCAAGGGCUAUUUGGAGUAUUCGAAGGUAAAGGCGGUUGGCUUCGUAUCGACUGUGGUUGGAUGGCUCACUGAGCCAAAGGUUCCUGCACUCAGAGAUGCACCUUUAUAUAUGGGAAAGCAAGAUGCAGAGGCUGAAUGUUCUCCUUCAGAAGCCACACCUACUUCAAGCCCAUCAUUGUUCCCUGUGCUAGUGUACUCCCAUGGGCUUGGUGCAAUGAGCAUGACCUACUCUGCCAUUUGUUGUGACCUUGCCUCUCACGGCUAUGUGGUCGCCUCAGUGGAACACAGAGAUCGCUCAGCAUGUGUGUCUCAUUUGCGAGUGCCCACACCAGGAAAAGAUGGGCUUAUGGAUGAGUGGUUGGAGCAUCGCUUCCUCAGAGAGGGGGAGAAAGAGUUCCCUGUCAGGAACGAGCAGGUAAAGAAGCGUUCAUCAGAUGCAAGAAGAGCCUUGGACGUGUUAGGAUUGCUCAACGAGGGAGCACCCGUGGGGAACUUAUUGGGGGUGGACCUCGACUUUGGUCAGUUCAAAGGUCGUCUUGAUUUGAACAUGGCUGGUAUGAUGGGCCAUUCAUUCGGAGGAGCUACUGUCAUCCAGACACUCAGUGAGGACCAACGUUUCAAGUGUGGUGUUUGCCUGGACACUUGGAUGCUCCCAGUGCACAAGGAACUCUAUGAGAACGGCUCAGUGAUUCAACAACCCCUCAUCUUCAUCAACAGCUUCGACUUUCAGUGGAAGGAAAACAUCGAACAGAUGACAAAAAUGACCACACCUCCAAACGAACAAGGGAUAUCGACAUCUAGGAUACUAACACUGAUAGGCACGAACCACUUGUACCAGAGUGAUGUCCUGUUUCUGUUCCCUACCUGGUUGAGCUCCUCCACUCUCAGCACUCUGGACGUGAGCAUUGCUCACGCAGUCAACAUGGAUACCAGUCACGCCUUCUUGAAAAGGCACUUGCUAAUGGAUCCGAGUUACCAGGGUCCGAUUCCCAAUCUUGAUGGGUGUGAAGGUCAUUCUGAGCACAUCCUCUUUGGUUCCAAUAUUGACAUCACCCCAUCCGACGAGGCAGGUCAAGAAGAUCACGUGGCCACCACAGGACAAGAGGAGGUAGUGAGUAGCGAUGUUGGCGGUAACUCAGAGCAGAAACAAGAGUCUAGUGUGUCGUCUAAUUUGUAAGAUAGUUAUGCUUUAAGCUUCAGAAUAGUGAAAUUGUUAAAAUUGUUUUUGAUUCGUUCACUUUUUAAUAAACAUUAUCAUAUUGCAUACGUAUUUGAAUAAUUGUAUAACUUAAGUCUUGGUUGCUUAAUUAACAUAA
Halichondria panicea is the source of this 1692-nucleotide messenger RNA. Its product is annotated as platelet-activating factor acetylhydrolase 2, cytoplasmic-like. The coding region runs from base 165 to 1553 and encodes 462 amino acids. The record is from RefSeq and is a predicted model, not a curated record. The transcript is spliced from 7 exons. Gene Ontology annotation, molecular function: 1-alkyl-2-acetylglycerophosphocholine esterase activity. NCBI's taxonomy places the organism in Eukaryota, Metazoa, Porifera, Demospongiae, Suberitida, Halichondriidae.